AUGGAGGUAGUUUUGCGAAGUAAUAAAAGCAGUUAUGAAAAAAAGAUUGCUUUAUUCAAUUGCUUAAAAGAUGUAGAAGUAGAUAAGUUAGAACCAAAGAAAGAACAAAGAAUUAACUGUUUAUUAGAGGGCAAACUGUAUGGUGAAUUGGCUAAACAGAAAAUGAAGGAGUAUAAGAAAUUAAUGGUUGAAAAUUUUAGUAAUAAAAAUGAGCAAAGAGGGCAAGUAGAAGUCGGUAAUUCUUAUAAGGAUAUUGCUUUAUCAACUUUUUUCUUAUUAGCAGUUAACAAAAAAUAUGAGUCGAAAUUAGAAAAAGAAAUUCAAGCCAAUCCCAGUUUGCCGAAAAAAAAUAUUGCUGAAGAAAAGAGUUUUUUCACUAUUUGGGUUCCUCCCGAAGCUCGUCUUGAAUGUUUGAAACAACACUUAAAUAAUGAUUUUAAAUACACGGUUAGAGAUGCUUUGAAAUUGCUAGAAGAAACUAAUCCUUAUUGA
This is a messenger RNA of Funneliformis geosporum, 492 nucleotides long. The record is from the annotation of a GenBank genome assembly. Lineage: Eukaryota; Fungi; Glomeromycota; Glomeromycetes; Glomerales; Glomeraceae.